Candidozyma haemuli is the source of this 1959-nucleotide messenger RNA. RefSeq names its product long-chain fatty acid transporter (gene FAT1). Gene Ontology annotation, molecular function: long-chain fatty acid transmembrane transporter activity; long-chain fatty acid-CoA ligase activity. The coding region runs from base 1 to 1959 and encodes 652 amino acids. The record is from RefSeq and is a predicted model, not a curated record. NCBI's taxonomy places the organism in Eukaryota, Fungi, Ascomycota, Pichiomycetes, Serinales, Metschnikowiaceae. The transcript has a single exon.
AUGUCUGGGCUUGAAAUCGCUUCUGCUGCCAUUGUGGGCUCCCAAUUGUUGGAUGCUAAAUUGCACGUUUCUGAGGAUCUUCGUUUGGUGAAGAACGUUGUAUCUAAAGCUGUGCCUUAUUUCUACUCCGUUUACAGAGGCAAGGCCUCCUACUGGUACCUUUUCGAAAAGGCUGCCUUGAAGUACCCUGACAACUUGGCUGUCUCCUUCCCUCGCCCUAGAAAGGAUGCUCCAACUCCACAGAAGGACGCUGAGGGCUACCCUAUUUAUGAUGAUCAAUUCACCAUGGAAAACUACACUUACCGUGAGUUGUACGCCAUGGUCUUGAGAUUGUCUUACAUUUUGAAGAAUGACUAUGGUGUCACCUCCAAGGAUACUAUUGGUGUCGAUUGCAUGAACAAGCCUUUGUUCUUGUUGUUGUGGUUGGCCUUGUGGAACAUUGGUGCUUUGCCUGCGUUCUUGAACUACAACACCAAGGAUAAGCCUUUGGUUCACUGUAUCAAGAUUGCCGGUGUGUCUCAGGUUUUCAUUGACCCUGAUUGCGCUGACCCAAUCAAGGAGACCGAGCCUUUGAUUAACGAGGAAUUGCCAAACGUUAAGUUACACUACAUCAACGAGCCUGAAUUGCUCAAGGUUUUGGGCGACAGAUCAAGACCUAAGCACAGAGCCGCUGACAACACUAGAAGACCCACAGAUAAGGACUCCUCUUGCUGUGCGUUGAUUUACACUUCUGGUACUACCGGUUUGCCAAAGGCUGGUAUCAUGUCCUGGAGAAAGGCUUUCAUGGCAACCGCUUUCUUCGGUUCUAUCAUGAAGAUUGACAAAAAAUCUACCGUCAUGACCGCCAUGCCGCUAUAUCAUUCCACUGCCGCCAUGUUGGGUGUUUGUCCUACUCUUUCAACUGGUGGUUGUGUGGUUGUGUGUCAGAAAUUCUCCGCCUCCACUUUCUGGACUCAGGCUAGAUUAUCUGAAGCCACUCAUAUCCAAUAUGUUGGUGAAGUCUGUCGUUACUUGUUGAACUCCAAAUCUCACCCAGACCAAUCUAAGCACCAGGUCAAGAUUGCUUACGGUAACGGUUUGAGAAGAGAUAUCUGGAGAGAGUUCAAGCGCAGAUUCCACAUUGAAGGUGUUGGUGAGUUCUACGCCUCCACUGAGUCUCCAAUUGCUACUACAAACAUCCAGUACGGUGACUUCGGUGUCGGUGCUUGUCGUAAAUACGGUUCCCUCAUCAGUACCGUUCUUGGUUUCACCCAGGUUUUGGUCAAGAUGGACCCAGAGGAUGAGAGUGAGAUCUGGAGAGACCCUAAGACUGGUUUCUGUGCUAAGACUGAUACCAACACUCCAGGUGAGUUGUUAAUGAAGAUUAUGGAUGCUAAGAAUGUUGAGGGCUCUUUCCAGGGUUACUACGGUAACAAUGAAGCCACCAAUAAGAAGGUCAUCAGAGAUGUCUUCAGAAAGGGUGACGCUUGGUUCAGAUCCGGUGACUUGUUGAAGAUGGAUGAGGACAACUUGUUGUACUUCGUCGAUAGAUUAGGUGACACUUUCAGAUGGAGAUCUGAGAACGUGUCCGCCACUGAGGUUGAGAACGAAUUGAUGGGAUCAGGUGCUAUCAAGCAGUCUGUUGUCGUCGGUGUUCGUGUUCCAAACUACGAGGGAAGAGCUGGUUUCGCCGUCAUCGAUCCUGCUGACGGACUCUCGGACGAGGAGGUCUUGGCCAAGAUCCACGGUCAUGUUGUCAAGUCCUUGCCUAAAUACGCUGUUCCUCAGUUCAUCAAGAUCAAGGCCGACGGUAUCGUUGCCUCUCACAACCACAAGGUGCCAAAGAACCAGUUUAAGAACCAGAAAUUGCCAAAGGGUGAGAACGGUGACGAUCUCAUCUACUGGUUGAACGGUGACCGCUACGAAGAAUUGACCGAGGAUGCCUGGUCUCAUAUCAUGAGCGGAAAGACCAAGUUGUAA